AUGACAAAAUGGGGAAAACACCGAAAGGUACCGAAUGAUACCGAGAGGUACCGAAAGGUUCCGGAUGAUAUCGAAAACGGGGAACCGAGGUGUCGGGCCAAGGAGGGCGGAGUUGAAGGCUGGAAAAUGAAUGGGGAGGACAAAUGGUGGGUGGAGGAAUGGUUUAAGGGCAUGUCACGGGAUGUCGGAGGUCCGUCAGGAUAUUGGAGCAAAUCUGGGGUCUCCGAAUGUCCCGACUCGGGACCGGGGUUCCGGGAUGGGAGUAGCCAAGGUUCGGUGUGCCACAACCAGACCGGAGCUGAGACAGUCAGGAGGGAAGGUGACUUGGAGAGUGGGGAGGCAUGGUGUAGGGGAUGGUGA
This is a messenger RNA of Cantharellus anzutake, 360 nucleotides long. RefSeq lists its product as uncharacterized. Lineage: Eukaryota; Fungi; Basidiomycota; Agaricomycetes; Cantharellales; Hydnaceae. The record is from RefSeq and is a predicted model, not a curated record. The coding region runs from base 1 to 360 and encodes 119 amino acids. The transcript has 2 exons.